CUCGCGCAUCCCAUAUCAGAACAGUUCUUUCUGCAUAGCAUCUCAAGACAUCACAAUUCUAAGCCUCCACCGCUCUGAGCGUUGCCUUAAAGAGUUGCCUAGUGCUCAACUCCUGUCUCCUUCCUUCCCAACUCUCAGCAACUCAGAUGCGCAGACGAUAUCUUAUGUCCGACACAUCGCAUAUCAGCCAUAUCUGAUUGAUUCUUCUCCAAUAUGUGGCUUGUUGGCUUUCUUUUCCCACCUCUUGGCACCUCAGCCCCAGUCUCGAACCUUAUAUAUCACGCGCAUACUUCUGAGUCCUAUAUCUGUGUUGAGACUGGACUCUCCUUGUGAGCAGGACUCUGGUUAUUCGUCCUUAUAUUAAUAUAAGUCUACUGCUUCCUUCCCUUCAUUUACAAAAAAAGCAAGCUCUCUCACAAAACCACUCAUCAACCUUCACAGCCACCAGCACCUCCUCCCAUCACCAUGUCUUCCCUCCCCGCCCCACCUUCCCUCGACGCCAGCGACUUCCUCUCAAUCGGCGACCGCCUCGGCGGCAAAAAAAUCGACGCAGCCAUAGACCGAGCCCGCACCUCCUCGAUCCCCGCUCAAGGCACCCAAACCGGCGGUUUCUCCCCCUCAUACCAGCACCUCUCACACAUCCCGCUCUUCCCCCUCUACCACGCCUCUCAAACUGAAGCUUUGGAAAAAGCCCAGUCCCAAAAAGAACGCAAGUUAAAAUAUUACCAACCGCCCACGAAAGAGAAUCCAGGGACGAAAUUGCUGUUUAGUGCCAUGAGCGCGCUAGGUGGGGGUGCUAAUCCGAUGAGUAUGAAGAAGUGGGAGAAUAGACUGAAAGGCGUGGGAGCGGUUACCACGCAGUGGACUAUGGAGCAGAGCCAUGGCUUGGUGUUCACGAGGUGGACUGCCCCUGGAGGAGAAGUGUGGUUUAUCGAUAUGUUGGAGUGGAAGGCGGCAGUUGGCGGGUCGCAGAUUUUCGUCAAGGUUGGGAGGGAGGGGGUGACGUAUAGGGUUUUUGGAGAGACGGUGAAGGGGAAGGUGGGGAAGUGCUGGACGAAGAGGUUCUGGAAGGCGAGGGAGUGUGAUGGGGUGGUUUGGGUGAGAGGGGAUGGAGAGGAGGUGCAGAUGGAGGUUGUGGCUAGGAUUGAGAGGCCGUGUGCUGCGAUGGAGGCUAGGGCUAGUUUUAAGAUCUUUGAUAAGCAGUGGGUUGUGCCUGUUGUUAGUGGUGGGGCGUGUUGAUUUUAGAGGUAUGCUGGUUUAUGAUGUGGUUACAGUUCCUUAACGUGAAUAUAAUGCGAAUACGAAUGUUUUUGUGG
Mollisia scopiformis is the source of this 1316-nucleotide messenger RNA. RefSeq lists its product as uncharacterized. The record is from RefSeq and is a predicted model, not a curated record. Lineage: Eukaryota; Fungi; Ascomycota; Leotiomycetes; Helotiales; Mollisiaceae. Bases 466 to 1239 code for a protein of 257 amino acids. The transcript has a single exon.